UCGUUAAAAUCAAAGCGCUACUUUGAACAGAGACUCGGUGAGAGUUUUGGUCGAUUGUUCCAAAGUCUGUGUUCUGUUGCUGCUCAAUCACAUUUCCGGCUCGAAACUCAUCAAAUGGGUUCUGCUGCUGCUCUAAAUAUGGCGUCUUCCAUUUCUGCAAUCAGCUCUGCUUCUUCCGCAAAAUUAAAGUUCAAUAACAGUUUCGCCUGCGCCUUUCAGAAUCUCAAACGCGGCAGCUCCAUCACCAGAAUCUGUGCCAUUCCUCCAAAUGGCUCCGUUUCUAGUUCUGCUCCGCAUAAAUCGCAUGGGGCUGAGUGCUCAGCUGGAGAUGACCAUAAACAAAGAAGCAGUCUUGAAUCCUUGUUCUGUUAUGAUAAGGCUAUUCCGGAAGAGGUAAUCGAGAAGCCCGUAGGGAUACAUUUGGUCGAAAAAUUCAUUGGAAACAAUCCUCGAUGUGUAGAUUGUGAUGCAAAAGGCGCCGUCCUCUGCACAACCUGCUCUGGUUCAGGCCUGUAUGUUGAUUCAAUAUUGGAGAGUCAGGGCAUUAUCGUCAAGGUCCGCUGUUUAGGUUGUGGGGGAACUGGUAACAUAAUGUGUUCAGAAUGUGGUGGUCGGGGCCAUCGUGGAUGACUUAACUGGUUUGGUUAUCUUCCUCCUUUGCUGCAUGUGCAAUUUACAUGUAUUAUAGUCAUUUAUCAAACUAAUACCUUUUUUUGUUCCAUAGUGUUCAGUCUUCUGAUAAAUUACAUUAAAGUUCCAUAGUAAUGUAUUUGAUUUGUUUCCAUCCGGCAGGUACUACUUUUAUGAAACUUUUAUCUUCAUAUGCUUUUGACAACCGAGUCUUGUCGGUUUUCCCUGUCAAAUGUUUUGUACUGAACAAGAAUUGAUACAUAUUCUGUAAAAAAAAAAAUGAAGCAGAAAAUAAAAACGAAGUGGUCCGACUGAAAUCUCUAUUUUACUGGGCAAAAUUUGAACCUG
This is a messenger RNA of Argentina anserina (silverweed cinquefoil), 978 nucleotides long. RefSeq lists its product as uncharacterized. The transcript has 3 exons. The record is from RefSeq and is a predicted model, not a curated record. Lineage: Eukaryota; Viridiplantae; Streptophyta; Magnoliopsida; Rosales; Rosaceae. The coding region runs from base 115 to 630 and encodes 171 amino acids.